GCGGUCCGGGCUCGGGCUCCGGCUCCUCCUCCCGGCGCUGCGCGGCUGGCGGCGGGGAAGCGUGAGGCUCCCCUCAGGCUGCGCCUCCCCUCAGGCCGCGGCGGGACCCCGGGCCCGCGCCAGGCCGUGCCGUGCCGUGCCCCGGGCGUCGUGAGGGGAAGAUGGCCUCUCGGAGGAUCACCCGCGAGACGUUCGAGGCCGUGGUGCAGGACAAAGUUAAACGGUACCGCAUGGAGCGGAGCGAUGCCGCGGGGGGCUCCAUCCAUCAUUUCAAAGCUCACUCCAGGCCGCUGCCCCGGCCCCGCUUCCACGGCGACGGGAGGUUCCCUCACGCCAACUCCCAGCACGAGGACUGGAGCGAGGAUCCCAGGGAAGAUUAUCCCAGGGAAGAUUAUCCCGGGGAAAACUAUCCCGGCCCUUCCUACAGACCCGCCAGCCCCCUGCUCCGCAAGGAGAAUUAUUUCCACGAACAAUUCGCCCGCCCCGCGCCCCGGGAGCGGGAAUUCGGCCGGGAUUACGGGCGCCCCGCUCCCCAAAACCGGGAAUUUGGGCGUGCAGCUGCCCCAAACAGGGAAUACGGGCACCACCCCGCUCCUCACAACCGGGAGUACGGACAGCAGAACCGGGAAUACGGGCGGGAGAGGGAUUACGGGCAGGAUUACGGCCCCUCGGAUUCCUGGGAAGGCAGCGGGCCGCACGAAGCCGAGUUUGGCUCCUCGGAUAUUUUAGGGGAUUUCAGGUCUCCCGGGCUGAUGGAGGAGGAGUACGGCGGCGUGGAGAAUCAGGAGUACGAGGCGGAGUUCGGGGCGCCGGACAGCGAGUUCCGGCCGCCGCUGCGCAGGGGAGCCGUGGGCAGGGGGAGAGUCCUGAGGGGGAAGCGCCUCACCAGGGGGGUGGUUAAACCCAAAGUGUUCAAAGGAGACGUCAAAAGCCCCCUGAAGAAGUGGAACGUGAAGAAACCGGGCCUGGAUCCCAAAGCUCUGGAUCAGCCUCUGGAAGUCGCCGAGCGCCCCAACCAGAGGCCGGUGCCCCUCCAGCAGCGCCCCAACCCCAAGCUGCCCCCACACCCUCUGGCAGCCCAGAGACCCAUCCUCAGGCUGCCAAAACCCGCCCACGUCUUCAGGAACCUCAACUUUGACCUGGUGGAUAAAUCUGACAUUUUCUCCACCUUCGGCAUCGAGAUCAUCAAGUGGGCCGGGUUCCACGCCGUCAAGAACGACGCCGAGUUCUCGCGGCUCUUUGGGGCCCUCUUCGAGCUGGAGACUGAGACCUGUGCCAAAAUGCUGGCCUCCUUCAAGUGCUCCCUGAGGCCAGAGCACAGAGAUUAUUGCUUCUUCACCAUCAAGAGCUUGCAGCACGCCGCCCUGAAAACCCCCAAGGUGGACAACGAGUUUUUGAACAUGCUGCUGGACAAGGGGGCGGUGAAAACCAAGAAUUGCUUCUUCGAGAUCAUCAAACCUUUCGAUAAAUACAUCAUGAGGCUCCAGGACCGCCUCCUCAAGGGGGUGACGCCGCUGCUGAUGGCCUGCAACGCCUACGAGCUGAGCAUUAAAACCAACGGCUUCGGCAAUCCCAGGGAAAUGGCCAACGCCUUCGAGACCACCGUGUCCCUCUGCCGAAAAUCCCUGGCUCUGCUGGGCCAGACCUUUGCUCUGGCCUCUGUUUUCAGGCAGGAGAAAAUCCUGGAGGCUGUGGGGCUCCAGGAGAUGGCUCCGGCGCCGACGUCCUUCCCGAAUUUCGAUGAUUCCACGCUGUUUGGGAGGGAGUACAUUGAGAAUUUGAAGGCUUGGCUGGAGAAGAGCGGAUACCCCAUCCAGAUGAAGAGAGCGGAGGCGGAAUCCACGGAGCAGCUCAAAGCAGCCUCGCCCGACACCAAAGCCCCCCAGCGAGCUGACAGGAAAGUUUUGGACACAAUUGAGCAGCUGGUGACCAGCAUCGUGUCAGGAACUUUAUCUGCCAAAGACAGGAACGCCCAGAAGAACUCUCCCGAAUUUUGGUUCCUGUCCGACGAGGAGAGCCUGGAGUACAAAUAUUACAGGCUGAGGCUGUCAGAGGUGCAGAGGAGGAGCCUGGCUGGGGAAGGAGCUGCCCCAGAGUCCCUCCGGGCCAUGCUUUAUGCCAGGAGAGUCGCCAGCAUCAAAAGGAAGCUUUUCAAAAGGAAAAAAAAACCUGGAAUUCUCCCUCUCCGCGCCAGCAGAGCCAGGAAGGCGAGGAGAACAACCACAGGCACUCAGACUGUGCUGUCAGCUGGGACAGUGCUGAAGCACCAGGACAAAAACCUCCCAGAUUCAGGGCAGGGGAAGAUUUCCCUGGCAGAUCCCCAGCAGAUCCCUGCCCUGGACAUCACCUCGGCCGCCCCAGGCGCCAGCAGCUCCGAGAUCCCGGUGCCUGCGGAGCAAAAAACACAUCCCGAGGAGUUCUCAGCAUCCCCAGAGCUUCUCCCAGCCCUGGGCUCUCAGUUCCCUGAUGAAUUCAUUUCUUUUUCAUUUCCAACCUUUCCUCACCCCAGGUUCCUCCAGGACCAAAGCAGCUCCGCGUUCAGGUUUUACCGGAUGAAGGUUUACGAGCUCUGCCCCUCCAUCAGCUUCAGCCCCGAGGCCUCAGACAGCACCAAAACCACCCCAAAACCCCUGGAGAUCUCCGAAGACGAGGAAGAAGAAGAGGAAGAAGAAGAAGAAGAAGAGGAUGAAGCUGAGUUUGAAACCUCCCAACCUCUGGGGGACGAGGAGGAGGAGGAGGAUGAGGAUGAGGAGGACGUGGCAGCAGGUAGAAGGGUGACAAACCUAGAGGAAGAUUUGCUUUCCAGAGCAGGAGAGGAGAUUUCAGGAGGUGAAAUGCAGCUCUCCAGCCCCUCUGAUGCUGCUGUCCCAAAUCUGUCGACACAGGCACCGAACCCGGCCCCCGGCGCGCGAUUCCCCCGCAAAAGAGUCAGCAGCAAGUCCCUGAAAGUGGGGAUGAUCCCGGCUUCCAAAAGGAUCUGCCUGAUAGAGGAGCCCAAAGUGCAUGAACCUGUCAGGAUUGCUUAUGACAGACCUCGGGGCUGCCCUGUCACAAAGAAGAAAAAGGUAAAAAAUUCACAUUUCUGCCAUAAAAAUCAAAUUACAAAUGAGAUAUUUUUGGGGAAAAAAAAUUCUGACUUUUCAAGAAAUCAGGUUUUUUAUUUUUUUUAA
Messenger RNA from Parus major (Great Tit), 3170 nucleotides. RefSeq names its product SURP and G-patch domain containing 2 (gene SUGP2). NCBI's taxonomy places the organism in Eukaryota, Metazoa, Chordata, Aves, Passeriformes, Paridae. Bases 162 to 3170 code for a protein of 1002 amino acids. Gene Ontology annotation, biological process: RNA processing. Gene Ontology annotation, molecular function: RNA binding. The transcript has 6 exons. The record is from RefSeq and is a predicted model, not a curated record. Gene Ontology annotation, cellular component: nucleoplasm.